CCUAUGCAAUUUUAAAGUGAUCUUAUGAUUUUCUCUAUCUAGGAGUCCUUGCUUUGUGGCGGCAACUGGGAUAGUCAUAUUAACAGCGCUCUUUUUGAAUUCAGAAUGAAAAUGUUGAAGUAACUAAUUCGUUGCUUAUGGUUGUUGUUCGAUCCUUAAUCCACAGAUUGAAUGGCUGGAUGAAAAGAACUGCUUUCAAGGGAUUGCUGCUGCCAUUGCAAACUUUUAUGCCAUGCAUCCCCCUCUGCUGCCGAACCCAUCGGGUGAUGGUAUGCACUUCUACAAGAGAAAAGCCACAGACAAUCGUGAUGACGAAGGAAAUACCAUUGAGAAAGGUACGCCUUAUAUAAUGGUUUACCAGUUUUGGAGUUGGAGCAACUGGCAUGAUUACUAUCAUGUUCUACAAGUCACUUUUUGGAUUCUGCAUGAUUUCUUAGUUCCAGACUUCCAGCCGGAGCUAUUUGUUAGGUUUAGAGCAUGCAAGUUACUUGCCACGUUAAGCAAAUAUAGUAGGAAACUUGGAGAUUGGUGAAUCAAAGAAAGAACAAGGAUGCUUGUCUGAACGGUGACAGUCUAGGAGACUGUAUUGCGACAAGAAUAGUAAUGUAAGAUCUAGGAUGAAACAAAAGAUAUUAGCUUUCAUGAGCAAGCAUGCUUGCAUCCUUAAUCAUGUGAAAUUCCUGGAAAACAGGCUAUCGGGGGUAGUAUUAGUAAACCGUCAUUUCAAAUUCAUAUAGAUUUGAUUUUCGUGGGGAGGGGGCCUGAAAUCAAAUUGUUUACCAGUGCCGACAAAUAGCCCUAAUAUUUAACGUAUAUCCAGGACGUGAGUUCUUAGGAUGGCAAGCUUAUUGUAUAUGCAAGUAACACUAUCAGUAAUCACCUGAUCUUGCUGAUAAGUGAUCGGCCUUUCAUGACUUUCUCCUACACAUCGUCCCUAUUGUUCUAUUCCUUACAAGCUCCUGUACAGUUUUUAUAUUUAAGAAUACCCAGCAUUGUGAAUGAAAUAAGACAGGCAUGCCCCUUUUGACAUUUUGCAGCGGAUAUACAAGUGGAGGAGAAGGACGAAAUCGACAAUGACCUGAUCUCAGAGGCAGAGACUGCGUGGGCACAGCGUGAAUGGUCGAUCCAGCACGUCUUGUUUCCAUCAAUGAGAUUGUUUCUGAAGCCGCCAGCUUCCAUGGCCACCAAUGGAACGUUUGUAAAGGUUGCUUCCCUGGAGAAGCUCUACAAGGUUUUCGAAAGAUGCUGAUGAAGAAAGUCAGUUUGUUCAGCUGUUCGUCAUUCGUCCAUCAGACGGUUUUGCUAAGAAGUCUGGAGGUUGCUAAUCAGCAUAAGAGAGAAGACAAGGAUCAAAAUGUCGUCCCAAUUCCCCUCUGGCAUCUUAUUAGAAUGUAGAAUGAGCUGGUUCUCAAAGUACAUCCAUACUCCUAGACUUCUCAAGCAAGCUACUGGGUAUCAACGUGGACUGUGAAAGCAAACUGUCAAAAAUCUUAGCUCGAUCUUGAUUGAUCUUUUUCUCCUGAUAUGCGAAACCAUAUCGGGCGUUGUACAUAUCAAGUUAGCGUUGUACAUAUCAAGUGUAAUAGUAUUUAGCAAUAUAAUUGUCGUUUAACUGGUAGUGUACCCAUAUAAUAUUAUUGUUAAAUAUAAUUAAAAUAAUUUGGAAAACAUAAGAUAUCUAAUUGACAAUAUAGCAUUGUACAAGAC
This is a messenger RNA of Linum trigynum, 1707 nucleotides long. Lineage: Eukaryota; Viridiplantae; Streptophyta; Magnoliopsida; Malpighiales; Linaceae. The record is from the annotation of a GenBank genome assembly.